Medicago truncatula (barrel medic) is the source of this 1154-nucleotide messenger RNA. RefSeq lists its product as uncharacterized. Lineage: Eukaryota; Viridiplantae; Streptophyta; Magnoliopsida; Fabales; Fabaceae. The transcript is spliced from 4 exons. Bases 309 to 1154 code for a protein of 281 amino acids. The record is from RefSeq and is a predicted model, not a curated record.
UUUUAACUAACUUACCAUUAGUUUGGACCAAUUGUGUAAUGUAACUUUAUUAGUUACCAUUAGUUCAAACUUAACACUGAUAUAUCUAACUUUAACUGGUUACAACAACUGAACUUUAUUGACAACUAUUUGGUGGGAAAAUAUAUCAAUACACAUUUUGUUCAAAUCUCAAGUUGUCUAAUUCCAAUCAAAUCAACUUACACUAUUUACACAUGCCUGGUACUAUAUCCUUUGUUUAUUACUAACAUCAUAAUCUACUCUUCACAUUUUACAACCAUUCGUUCCCUCUCUCAAACACUGUUCUGAAGAUGGAAACACCUAUUCAUCAAGUCCUGAACAUGGAAAGACCUAAAGAGUUCAUUGCUGCUGUCACAGAUAAAAAAGAUUUGUGGAAGCUGUCAGUUCGAGUCAAAGAUAAAUGGACAGCAGUGAAGGAUGGAAAAGAACAUUUGGAAUUGCUGAUUGUUGAUGCUAAGGGCCAUGAUAUUCAACUACUCAUUCCAACUGCAUACAAAUCUGUUUAUGACAAAACACUUGAAGUUAAUUCUACAUAUACCUUAACUAACUUUCAAGUGCUCAAGAAUGAUGUGUUGUUUAAAGUUUCUGAUCAUAAGUACAAGUUAAUAUGGACUGGUGGAACAACUGCUGUUGAUGUCAACCUCAAUGACAUCCCUAAUACGCACAUCAAGUAUAAGCCUUUUGCUGAAAUAGUUUUCGGAAAAUGGCGACCUGACCUAUUAUUUAGUAAGUUCACUCACCAAAGUUAUAUUCAUGACUCACAUUUUUUUUGCCUUUUUGUGUUUCCUUACGUAACUUUGGUUUGUCUUUUUUUUUUUUUUGUAGAUGUCAUUGGAGUUGUUCAGGACAUGGGUUACUGUCAACUAAAUGAAGGGAAAAAGCUUCAAGUCAAUUUCACUAUGAAAGAUAUAAGUGAUAUUGUUCUGAACUGUACUCUGUGGGAGGAGUAUGCUGCAAAGUUUGUUCAAUAUAACAGUGAUAGGAAAGAGGCUGGUCCAGUCAUUGUUCUGCUGAAGUAUUGCAAAAUCAAGGAAGAAGGUUUCAAUAGUUUACUGGAUUUUUCGUGUUUCUUUAACUAUCUUUUUAGAGGGCAAAACCGAAAGUGUCCUAUAUUACAUGGGGUAGAGCCCUAUUAA